AUGAAUUUCGGUAUGCUUUAUUUCAGUACUUUUAUUGUCCCUAAAUGAUUCAAUUUCGAAACGAUAACGAAAAUAUGAUUUUUUUUUUAGAGAACUGGUUGUCGGGAAGCGGAAAGGAGGCUCGGAGUCGCCGAAAGUCGUCGUUGUCUCAGACCCGGUCGCCGAGAAGCGUCGCAGCCGCGUCACUCGUCGCAGAUUCGCCGCGACGUCGCUUCUCCUUGGCGACAACUUCAGUCGACGUCGGAACCUCCUCGGCACCGCUUCACAGGCUUCUUUCUCUUUCGGGUUCGUUUAAAAUAUAAUUCAAGGUCGGAAAGUAGGGAAGAAAUAAAAAAUGGAGAUCGGGAAUUUAGAACCACAUUAUAUUUCAUUCACAAACUCUCAGUAUGGUACUUUGAGAGGCAAAAGUUUUGAGAUGUUCAAAAUAAAAUGGAAAAAAUGGCCAUCGGUUUGAGAAAUUUCCAGAAAUUUUUUUAAAAAUCCUCUAAAAGAUCCGCUUAGAAUUUGUUUACGGACUAGGGAGGUUUCAUAAAUUUUCUCUGAAACGUAUUUUUCUCAGUUUUGUUUCCUUAGCCAAGAACCACUGGAAAUUUCUAAAUUCAGAACAUUUAAAAUUGUUUCUUCCUUUGUCCCUCUGUUUCCGCUUUGAGUCGUUUUCACAUAUUCUUUUAUUGAAACGUUCAGAUUUGAAAAGAACUCAGAAACCAGGAAAAUUUUUCAUAACGUUGAAAUUGUCAUUCUCACGAGAAAUGUUGGGAACUGGCGCUCGAAAAAAGGAAAACUCGGAUUUUUUUUUUGAGCUAAUUUAGCUUCAAAAUUCGUGAAAUCAUCCUAAAGCCAUUUUGAAAUCUCGGAAACCUCAUAAAAAUUUAAAAAAAGUUUUGAAAGAAGUAAAAAGGGAAUGAAAUAACGAUGUGAGAUUUUUUUUUAAAUUAGGCCUCGGGAGAAGGGGCUAUUUUGACUCAACUUUUGAUGGCUUGGAAAACAGAACGGAAAAAGAUUCGUUAAUGGUUCACAAAGUCGGAAAAAAAUAUAAAAAAACAAGCAUUUUUGAUUUGAAAAAAAUUAUAAUAUGAAAAAGUGGCGUUUUUUCAAACUGAAAGUCAGAAGUCAACCAAAAGGCUUUUUCAAUUAUCGAAUCAAUUGGGGUAUGGAAAAGAAAAAGAAAAAUUUUGGAAGCGUUUUGAAACUUAAACCUCAAAAAAGAGAAACAUUGUUCCAACAUUUAGUGAAAAAAAUGAAUAAAAUACAAAAUCACAUUUUUAGAACACUUCCUAUUUGGAAAAGCAGAGAAAAUGGUACGAUAGAGCUUUUUUGAUCUAUUUUAAGACGCCAAAAAGUCGAAUUAGUCCUAAAUACGACGAUAAGAUCUCUUCGUCGCACUUUGAACCUUUGAAAGUUAGCCUUUUCUGAAAGGGUGGGGCGAACUGGUUAAGAAGUCGUUAGCAAAAAGUAACGGAAUUUGUCGGCGAGGAAAAGAAGAAUUUUUAAAACCAACUAAAAAUGUUUUUUUUACUUCCAAAAUGCCUUUCUGAGGCGUUUGAAGGCACGGAAGUCUUGCAUGACUCAAAAAAUGGAUGAAAACGGCUCGAAGUCUUUUUUAAGCCCGUCUUUGCUCUUUUGAACGUCUAAGUAGGGAUUUUUCGAACAGACUGAAACAACUGUCAUUUUUUUCUUUCAUAUCUUUGCCUCUUUCUCAAAACUCUCCCUCAUGAGUCAUAUCACAAAACGACGCGAAGGCCUCUUGAUAACAUCAUUUUCCAAUUCCCAGGAUCAUUUACGUGCUUCAUCGUCCAUCUGCCCUUUCAUAUACAAUCGGAUAAUUAGUUUGAAGCUUUUCUUCUUCAUGGAACUGGGAGAUCAUUCAGUUGCCCUUCCCGUGUUGCUUUUUAUUGAUUUCUUCCUUUUUAUAGCAAAUGAAAUGUUUCCUUUUUUCAUGUAAAAAAAAAUCCAGGAAAUAGCUGCUUUUUAUUUCAUUGUUUAUAACUGCAUUUUUUUACUUUCUUUAUUCAUCAUUUCUCAGAUUAAAAGCUACAAAGAAAUCAAAAUUGUUUCACGAAAGGUUUUUAAUCUUGAAAAAGGAAGUUUUGAUAACUAAUCAAGACUUUUCAUAUGGAUCAUUUUUUUAAAAAGUUUCUUUCAAAAAAAUCUUUCGAUUAUUGAAAAAUAGUUUUUUUAAUUGGAGUUAUUCAUCUCGUAAUUUUUUUAAAAACCCCUUUGAUUCGGUACAUUGAAAAUUUGAUGCUAUCUACUAGCAACUCUAUAGAAUUGUCCUUUAAAUCCUCCUCUCGAAAUGUUACUUUUUGCUGUGAAUAUUCUUGUCAUGCUAAGCCAAAUGUCUAGUUUUUAAGUGAAGUUCAGUUUCUAUAAUUAAAAUUAUGACUUUCUGCGGGAACUUUUCGUUCAAUAAUCAACCUCUGCUUUUUCAUCGCCGUUUCGACGUUAUUUUCAACCUUUAACUGAAAUGUUUUCUUGGCUGUUUCCUAUGUCAUUUUUUUAUUCUCUCAAUCGAAAACGGAAACCAGAAGCUGAUGGGAAGUCGUCUGCGAUACUCGGUUUCGGUGAAAUCCUCGCCGCGACCGUUGCCCCGCAAUUCUCCCGCGAUUUCUGCGUUGGCGCUCGAGUCUCGCGUUUCCGCCGAAGACAAUCGAAAUGGCAAAUUCCUUAUCUCUGUAUAUAUAUGUACAUUGUUUGCCUUCUGAUUAGCCCCGAUCGAUGGUCAUUUAGUGACGGUGACUCAAAAUUAGGAAAAGUCCAUUGAACUGGAUGAUUCCUUGGAAUCAUAUCACUAAAACCAAAUAUUUUAAUAACCCGAGCAGCGUUAUUUUUAGAAGUCUUCAACAGGGUCUUUCGGCCAAGAUCUAAGUGCAAAGAGCCGUCUUAAAAGUUCGAAAAAAAAAGUCCUACUAGAAUAUGAAAUUCCAAAAUUUCUUGAAAUCGUAGAAGUUUCCAAAGUUCACAAUGAAACUACUUUCCUUUUUUUAGGAAUAUAUGGGAGGUAAUUUUUUGAAUAGAGUAUUAUCCGAAAAAAAAAGUCAAAUAGUUUUGGUCAGCUAUCAAACAAAUUAUAUUUUUUCAACAAAACCCUGAAGAAUCAUUUUCAGAGCACGACUACUUGUUCGAGAAGAAAACAAACGAAAGCAACCCGAUCCGCCGAGCUGACUCUACUAAGAAUCGUAGAGGUUUGUUUCGAAAUCAACAAAAUUUUGAACAAUAAUAAAUCCUCAAAAUUUUAGAAAAUCAUCAAAAUCCCUUUCAAUGGGUCUUUGUUUUUCGAAAAAUGAAAAAUCCAUGUUGAUAAAAAAGCGCGCAACAACAAGGAGCUCUUCAAAUCUACCAUGAUUCAGCAGAGCCUUUUUGAUUUCUCUGAUGUCUGAAUAAAUUGAAUUGAAUUGAAUUGAAUGUUGAUAAAGAUUUUUUUAGGAUCUUUGAAUAAUACGUUUUUUUCGAAAAAAAGUCUCAGUUUAUUUUUUUGGAAAAAGUUUAUAAGUUACAGUAGAUAUACACCUUUAUUAUAGUUGAACUAAAAAAAGCUUCAAAGCCUAGAAAAAUCACUGAAAGUCAUUUCAGGAAGCUUUUUCUUUCUUAAAAAAACCGGGGUUUUGAUAAAGAUUCGGAGAACUAGAUGCGUAUUUUUUAAAGAAAGAUUCAGUCAAUUUUUGGAGAGUUCCAAAGAUCAAGGUAAAUACAUCUUCCUUUUAUUUGAAUCCAAAGUCUUUUGAAAUUUGUGAAUUUUAUGAUAAAGAAGGACCUACCACGACUCAGAAGAGCUUUUUUCAUUUAUCUGAUGUUUGAAUAAAUCAAAUGAAAGAAGAAAAAGAAAGACUGAUUUGAGGUCGACGCAUGGGUCGUGCUAUGCGCGUCGUUGUGGUCGGGUGCAAACGCGUCGGCAAAACAGCCAUUCUCCGGCAGGUCGCCUGCGUCGAAGACAUCACCAAUCGGGUUUCCCUUUUUUCCUCGUUUUGAUACGUGGGCAACUAAAGAACUCAGUUAGAGCUGUAGGAAAAGCCUCACAGAAAUUUGCAAAAAAAAGGCGAAAAUGAAAGUAACUAAUCUGAGCUUCGGAAGGUUUUAUUGACUUUCAUUUAGGAGCACUCGGGAUUUUCAUCUGUGUUCAAAAUAGUUACGGCGACUUCGAAAUUGAUGCGUUGUUGGUUCAAAAAUAUUUUGCGAAAUAGGCGAAAUUGGAGUUUCUGAUACGCCUUUUUUUAAAACUCAUAUACAAUAUUAAAAUAAACUUUCCGAAUGUUUCUCCAAUAAAAAAAAAUGUUCAGCCCUACGAUCCGACGAUCGAAGACACCUAUCAGGUGCUGUUGGAGGAGGCGGAUAAACAGCGGGAGAUCCUGAUUCUGCACGACACGGCCGGCAUUCCUCACUACGGAAAUGCCGAGCUCAAAAAAGCGUAUGUCCAGGUGCGAAUGUUCGAUUGAAAUGUUUGAAAAUGUGGCUUGCUGCAAUUUUCGGAAAAAAUUAAAGAAGAUGAUUUUUUAAAUUUUUUAAAUUUUCGAUUUUUCCCAAAUAUUUCUAUCACGAUUUCCAGGCCGCCGACGCGUUCGUGUUAGUAUAUUCCGUGGCCGACUACGAAUCCUUCAAUCGUGUCGAUCUUUUGAAGAAAUGGAUCGAUAAGCAGUUUGGCAAAGAGAAGAAAGAGGUUUAUCUAAUGAUUCUAUUAUAAAGGAAACUUCAAUAAAUAUGCCUUAGGUUCCGAUAGUUGUGCUGGCCAACAUGAAAGACGUCCCAGCAACAGUUGAAUCGGGCUUUGCUCAGAACUGGGCGACAAGAGAAAAAGGUCCCCGAAACGUAACUAGAAAAAUUUAUAUGCUUUUCCCUAUUUUCAGUGAAAUUAUUCGAAGUGAGCGCCAAGGAUCGCAACUCAUUAGUUGACUUCAUCCACUACCUUGGCCACCGACAUUUCCAUCCCAUCAGUAAGUAUAUUAUGGACUUUUCAAGGGGACUCUAGAGGGGCGCUAAUACCCUUGAUUGAUCACUAAACGACUAAAAACUAAUUUGAAGCGGUCUUUUAUCCUAUGAAAGAAAUUAAGCGAAUAGUAUCCUUGAAACGCGUUGGUCGUGUAGGGAAAACCUCAAUUAUUUAAAAAAAAGAAUUGCUUAGUGAAGAUGUACCGUCUCUUAACUACUCACUGAACGCGUCACUGAACAGAGAAGCUUGGAAUCGUUUGAAAGUUAAAACUUAAGCCUCGAGACAUCGAGCCUUUUCAAACAGGAUUAAAAAAUUUUCAGCGGGUAAUAAUUUAAAUCUUCAACAAUUUGUUUCAGAAGAAUCGAAGUUCUCACUUUCGAAAAAGCUCAAAUCGGAAAAGUCGAAUCCAGCGAUUGUCAUGGAUUUUUUUGAUUCAUUUUUUUAUAUUCUGAGCCUUAUACAUUGA
Molecule: messenger RNA, 5387 nt
Organism: Caenorhabditis auriculariae
Lineage: Eukaryota; Metazoa; Nematoda; Chromadorea; Rhabditida; Rhabditidae
Source: the annotation of a GenBank genome assembly